AUGUUCGGUCCAUUCCGCCUCACAAACCCGCUAUCGGGUGGUCUAUUAUGGAAGAUACCAUGGCGGCUAUCCAGACACCAGAAGUACAGGCAACGCGAGCGCCUACGGCACGUUGACACUGUGGUCGGCACAAUCGAUAACGCACUACGACGCAUGGGACAGAGCAUGAAGAAGGUGGAGCGCUGGAAGAUGGAGAUGCCAACCGAGGCGGAGAUGCUGCCCAAGGACAAAUACACCGUUUUCGACCGUAAGGUGAAGAGGUAUCGAAAGGGAAUACACAAGGUGCCAAAGUGGACAAGAGUCAGUCAACGACUGAACCCUCCAGGUUUCUAG
Molecule: messenger RNA, 333 nt
Organism: Alternaria triticimaculans
Lineage: Eukaryota; Fungi; Ascomycota; Dothideomycetes; Pleosporales; Pleosporaceae
Exons: 3
Coding region: 1-333 (110 amino acids)
Cellular component (GO): mitochondrial large ribosomal subunit
Molecular function (GO): structural constituent of ribosome
Source: RefSeq, a predicted model, not a curated record